AUGAAUACGCUCACAGUCCACGGUUUCCUCCACUCGCUGCGUCGUUCCUGCACACGUUCUUAUGCCGCAGCUGUGGCAGGAUCAAGCCCAGUUAAUCCUUAUACAGUUGGUCCGUUCCAAGUCUUUGACCGAAAUGCAAAACGUAUGCAGAAGGACCGUGCUGCUAUUCGAGAUGGCGGUGAACGGAGCCGGACAGUUGACUAUAUUCGAGAUGAAAUUGCAGACAGGAUGGUUGAACGAUUCUUAGACAUUAAACGCUCCUUCGAGAGCAUUGUCGACCUUGGCGCUGGUCCCGGUCACUUCACCAAACUAUUAGAACCGGAGAACGCCCAGAAGUGUAUAAUGCUUGACCUUAGUCGCAAAAUGCUUGAACGGGAUAAUGACGAAGAAUACGCAAGUUUGUCCUUUCUUGAGAUAGAAAGAAUUGCUUGUGAUGAAGAAACGCUUCUUCAGACCAUACCGUCGAACUCUCGAGAAGCCAUUGUAUCUUGCCUGAGCCUCCAUUGGGUGAAUGAUCUUCCUGGUACACUAAUUCAGAUUAGAGAAGCUCUGAAACCCGACGGCGUUUUCCUUGGGGCUUUAUUCGGAGGUGAUACACUAUUUGAACUUAGAACAUCACUUCAGCUCGCAGAGGCCGAGCGAGAAGGUGGAAUAUCACCUCAUGUGUCUCCGAUGACUAACAACAGUGACAUGUCCAAUCUCAUGGGACGUGCCGGCUUUACGUUACUUACCAUCGACGUUGACGAAGUGAAAGUAACUUAUCCGAGUAUAUGGGAACUUAUGGAUGACUUGAGAGAUAUGGGAGAAAGUAAUGCAGUACUAGGCAGGCGGAAUAUCAUUCAUCGGGAUACGUUGGCAGCAGCAUCUGCCAUCUACAAAGCAAUGCAUGGGAAUGAUGAUGGUACGAUCCCCGCAACAUUCCAAGUGAUCUUUGUUAUCGGCUGGAAGCCGUCACCCAACCAGCCGAAACCUCUUGAGCGAGGGACAGGGCAAGCAAACCUUAAAGAUGUUCUGUAA
This is a messenger RNA of Fomitiporia mediterranea MF3/22, 1017 nucleotides long. Its product is annotated as S-adenosyl-L-methionine-dependent methyltransferase. The transcript has 10 exons. Lineage: Eukaryota; Fungi; Basidiomycota; Agaricomycetes; Hymenochaetales; Hymenochaetaceae. The record is from RefSeq and is a predicted model, not a curated record. Bases 1 to 1017 code for a protein of 338 amino acids. Gene Ontology annotation, cellular component: mitochondrion. Gene Ontology annotation, biological process: mitochondrial respiratory chain complex I assembly.